Molecule: messenger RNA, 1783 nt
Organism: Aspergillus aculeatinus CBS 121060
Lineage: Eukaryota; Fungi; Ascomycota; Eurotiomycetes; Eurotiales; Aspergillaceae
Product: AP-2 complex subunit mu
Exons: 3
Coding region: 120-1496 (458 amino acids)
Biological process (GO): clathrin-dependent endocytosis; intracellular protein transport
Cellular component (GO): AP-2 adaptor complex; cytoplasmic vesicle
Molecular function (GO): clathrin-cargo adaptor activity
Source: RefSeq, a predicted model, not a curated record
CACCCACCGAGAGACCCCCUUUUCAAACCAACCCUCCCCCUCAUUCCCCUCACCCCUCUUCCCUUUCUCUCCCCUCCUUCCCUAAACCCCUUCAGUCUCGUCCCCCUUCACUUUCCACCAUGCUCUCCGGCAUCCUCGUCUUCAACCAAAAGGGCGAGAAUCUCAUCUUCCGCUCGUUCCGCAGCGACUGCCGGCCGCGCCUGGCCGACAUCUUCCGCAUCCAGGUCAUCUCCAACCCGCAGGUGCGCUCGCCGAUCCUGACCCUGGGCUCAACAACCUUCAGCCAUGUCAAGCACGAGAACAUCUACCUGGUCGCGGUGACCAAGAGCAACGCCAAUGCCGCGCUGGUCUUCGAGUUUCUGUAUCGCCUGGUGAUGCUGGGGCGGAGCUAUUUCGGGAAGUUCGACGAGGAGGCCGUGAAGAAUAACUUUGUGCUGAUUUACGAGUUGUUGGAUGAAAUCCUCGAUUAUGGCUAUCCGCAGAACACGGAAACCGACACGCUGAAGAUGUACAUCACGACGGAAGGGGUACGGUCGGCGAUCGCCAACUCCGCGACGGACUCGAGCCGGAUCACUAUGCAAGCGACGGGGGCGCUGUCGUGGCGGCGGUCGGACGUGAAAUACCGCAAGAACGAGGCAUUUGUGGACGUGAUCGAGGACGUGAACCUGCUGAUGUCGGCGACGGGGACGGUGCUGCGCGCGGACGUGAACGGGCAGAUCGUGAUGCGGGCGUACCUGUCCGGCACGCCGGAGUGCAAAUUCGGGCUCAACGAUCGGUUGUUGUUGGAUGGGGACUCGGCCGGGGGUGGGAGUGGUGGUGGUGGGAGUGGGAGCUCGUUCGGCGGUGGCGGCAGCAGCGGGAUGGUGUCCGGCAACCGGGAUGGGACGACGAAAGCGACGCGCGCGGCGGCGGGCUCGGUCACGCUGGAGGACUGCCAGUUCCACCAGUGCGUGAAGCUGGGCCGGUUCGACGCGGACCGCAUCAUCUCGUUCGUGCCGCCGGACGGGGAGUUCGAGCUGAUGCGCUACCGCGCCACGGAGAACGUCAACCUCCCCUUCAAGGUGCACCCGAUCGUGCGCGAGGUCGGCACCACCAAGGUCGAGUACAGCGUCGCCAUCAAGGCCAACUACAGCUCCAAGCUGUUCGCCACCAACGUCGUCAUCCGCAUCCCCACCCCGCUCAACACGGCCAAGACCACCGAGCGCACCAGCCAGGGCCGCGCCAAGUACGAGCCCGAACAUAACAACAUCGUCUGGAAGAUCGCCCGCUUCUCCGGCGGCAGCGAGUACGUGCUCACGGCCGAGGCGACGCUGACCAGCAUGACCCACCAGAAGGCCUGGAGUCGGCCCCCGCUCAGCCUGUCGUUCAGUCUGCUCAUGUUCACCAGUUCGGGGCUGCUGGUGCGCUAUCUCAAGGUCUUCGAGAAGAGCAAUUACAGCAGCGUCAAGUGGGUGCGGUAUAUGACUCGAGCAGGAAGCUAUGAGAUUCGAUUUUAGCUUGUUCACUGUUACUGCAGGCAGAGCAGGUCAGAGCGGUUCCGACUCACGGUGAGAAAGAAAAGGGCCAAUGCGAGCAAAACGAAGAUUUCAACCCGAUAUCCAUGUAUUCCACCCCUACAUUUUAUUAGUACUUCCAGGUCCACAUCAUCGAGCUGGGCGUUCUGGCGUUUGUUUUUUUGUUUUCUUUUUUUGUCCGUGUCUGCAUAUUUAAAUCUUCUGUCUUUGGUCGGGCUGAGGUGAAAAGAGACAAUAACAAGAACUGCAUAAUGAAUCCCAGUACGAAC